Messenger RNA from Lactuca virosa, 564 nucleotides. The record is from the annotation of a GenBank genome assembly. NCBI's taxonomy places the organism in Eukaryota, Viridiplantae, Streptophyta, Magnoliopsida, Asterales, Asteraceae.
AUGACAGUCAAGCCAAAAUUGUGUUGGAAUUCUUCUCUGGAUCCGGCGAGACGUGGUGGUGGAGACGAUAUGAUUAGGGAUGACCCCGAUACCCUCCGAUCUGAAGCUGCUUCGGACAUCGAAAACCAUCUAUUAACAGCCGGUUUCUUCUUUGUUGACCCUAUCGGACUUGGGCAAAGGUUAGGGCUACGACUUGGGGUAACUGUAAUGGCUUCAUCGGAUGACGUUUUCAAAGAACUCUUUGCUAGUAUAUACGAGCCCUUCUCUGGACUAAAUGAGAUGGAUUAUGAGCUCCAUGGUAUUUAUAUGGAUCACGAACCAGAGCAUGAGUUCGUGACUGCGCUUGAUAAAUGUAGGGACGUCUUUCUCAAUGUUCUACUUAGUGAUGAAAACUUAAGGAAUUCAAGCAUGGCUGAUGAAAUCAGAGCACAAGUUUAUCAUGCUAAUGAAUGGCAAAGUGAUGAAGAAGGUGAACAAGAGGCGGUGAAGAAUAAGUACAUAAUUCAUGAUCCAAACACACCAUGGGAUAAGAUGGAACCUAAGGAAGAGGACAGAGAUGAAUGA